AGCAGGACGAUAAGGAGGCACUCUCUGUUUUAGUGUUUGUGACGUCACAGAGCGCCGAAUCAAUAGCAACGCCCGCUCGUGGUUUCCCUCUGGCGGUCCUCGGCCACGGAACAAGUGAGACAAUCCAAGUGCCUUCAGUGCGGGGAGGCCGCCGCGACGCUAGGGAGUGCAUAAGGGUAGCGCUCCAAAAAUUCAACAUUCAAACGGUCAAAAAAUAUACGCCAAUGUUAUUUUUAAAUUACAUUCAAUGAAAUUACUUGACCCCUAAGACAUUUACUGAGUGAAAUUACAUGAGAAUUAGCUGACUUGCCAAUUUUUAAGCUCGUGUUUCAAGAAAAAUAUUGUGAAUAGCCAAAUCCAAAGAUAUGAUCUUUGUAAAAAAUUCCAAUGAUUUUACAGGAAGCCAAUCAUCUCAUGGAAGUGCGUCAUAUUGCACAAAUCCAUAUGUUUUGCUAAUAAAAAAGAAGAUACGAUCUGAUCGACUUGAUAAAACCCAUUAAAAGUAGCUGUACAGUGAAAAGUAGGAGCAGCGAGUUGGGCGGAAAUCGAUGGCCAUCAGAGCCCAUGGGCGGCCUCGCGUUUAGAACAAGGAAUAGCCCCUCCCAGAAGACCUCGCUCAGGUGGGGCGAUUGCUGCCCAUCUAAUCCACCGUUAUCAUCGGCCGUCCUGAAGGACCGUCACCAGGAUAUGCCGCCAGUAGUGGUGUGAGGUUGUCCCCCCCUGUUGCGUGACUGUACCCCGCGGGGUCUACAGAGGUUUACAAACGUCCAAAAAUCGGAUCGCUUACCGAAUUUCUCCGAUCUUCAUAUACGGCAGCUUGAACUAACACCAGUAGACCUGUCCUCACCGAAGAUGAUCAACGUAGCUGGUGUUAUAUCAAUUGGACUUUUUUAUGUUCUCAUAUUGGGUGUGGGAAUAUGGGCAGCGAGGAAAAAGGAAGCUGGCAAUGAUUCCGAGGAGGAGGUUAUGCUGGCUGGUCGUUCCAUCGGCCUUUUUGUCGGUAUAUUCACUAUGACAGCAACGUGGGUUGGCGGUGGCUAUAUCAAUGGUACUGCCGAGGUUAUUUACACCAAGGGGCUUAUAUGGUGUCAAGCGCCAUUUGGUUAUGCCCUCAGCCUCGUCUUCGGUGGUAUAUUCUUUGCCAAUAAGAUGCGACAGCAGGGGUACAUCACGAUGUUGGAUCCUCUACAGGAUGCUUUUGGAGAACGUAUGGGUGGAUUAUUAUUUCUACCGGCAUUAUGUGGUGAGGUUUUCUGGGCAGCUGGUAUUCUUGCUGCCCUUGGUGCAACAAUAGCUGUUAUCAUCGAUAUGGAUCACGGUCAUUCAAUUAUAUUUAGCGCCUGUAUCGCUGUCUUCUAUACGCUCUUUGGUGGCCUCUACUCCGUAGCUUACACCGAUGUCAUCCAGCUCUUUUGCAUCUUCGUAGGACUUUGGAUGUGUAUUCCCUUUGCUUGGAUGAAUCCAUUAGUCCAGCCAUUGAGCUCACUCGAAGUAGACUGGAUUGGUCAUGUUGAAUCCAGCGAAUUGUGGUACUACCUUGACUACGGACUUCUUCUUAUUUUCGGUGGGAUACCAUGGCAGGUGUAUUUUCAGCGUGUUCUUUCAUCAAAGACAGCUGGACGAGCACAAUUGCUUAGUUAUGUUGCAGCAGUUGGAUGUAUCCUCAUGGCAAUACCUCCAGUCCUCAUCGGCGCUAUCGCCAAGGGAACCGCUUGGAAUAGGACAAAUUAUCGGGGCCCAUGGCCGCUCGAGGAAGACCAAACUAGUAUGAUCCUGCCAAUGGUGUUGCAGUACUUGACACCCGAUUUUGUCUCAUUUUUUGGUCUUGGUGCUGUAUCAGCGGCUGUUAUGUCCUCCGCUGACAGUAGUAUUCUGUCGGCCAGUUCCAUGUUCGCGAGAAAUGUUUAUAAGCUUAUAUUCAGACAGCGGGCCUCAGAGAUGGAGAUUAUUUGGGUGAUGCGGGUGGGUAUAGGCGUGGUGGGUAUCCUGAGUACAGCGAUGGCCUUGACGAUACCAUCAAUCUAUGGGCUUUGGUCAAUGUGCUCAGAUCUCGUUUACGUCAUCCUUUUUCCACAACUACUGAUGGUCGUACACUUCAAAGAUUAUUGCAAUACUUAUGGCAGUUUAGCGGCAUACUUGACAGCAAUGAUUGUUAGAUUAAGUGGUGGUGAAAGUGUAAUAGGUCUUCCCGCAUUAAUAUACUUUCCGGGUUAUGAUGAAGCGACAAAAACUCAAAUGUUUCCAUUUAGAACGAUGGCCAUGUUGACAUCACUGGUAACACUUAUCGGAGUGUCUCAUGUGACUCACGUGGCCUUUAUGACCGGUCGAUGGGCGCCAGGCUAUGAUAUUUUCAGGUGUGUUGUCAAUAUACCUGAAGAUGUUGAGCGCGUUGGGCCAGAUCCGGCUGAAGGGGAACAGAUGGCCGUUCUUGCUGCUGGAGCUGGGAGGCUCUAUGGUAGCAAGGACGAGUCUAACGGACGAGUUAAUCCAGCACUCGAGCCGGACUAUGACAUGGAACCAAGUUGCGAUGGUAUGCAAGGUGUGACUGCUAGUGCAGGAUUAAUUGCUGGUGGUGGAGGUGGCAUGGGUAGUCAUCAUCCUGGUCCAGUUGGCAGUGGUUCUGCGCGACAGUCACAUAAUAGCACUGCCUUUUAAUGUACACUUGGUUUCGUGAUCACAAGCUGUGACCAACAAUAAGUGCGGUAGCGCGGUUGUUAUGUUAUAUAUUCUACAAUUAUAUGAUCCUUUAUUUUCAUUUUUUAUUUUUGUACCUCUUUCUCACAUUCAUAAUGCAUAUUGUUUUCGACAAUUCCGUUCUGUUAUUGACCAACAUUACUAUAGACUUCUUAAUGUAGCGGAUUUUUUUUAAAAUUUUUUUCAACGAUAUUUUCCAAUUGUCGUUGAGAGAUUCCACGGGGAGUCAUGAUUGAGUGGCUCAAGCUUCGAAAAUUAAGGCUUCUUAUUUUCUGAGCCGUACAAUAAUAGCUCUCUCCGCUCAUUAUGGAAAUUACUUGUGAUCAUUGAAUCACCAAUUUCACAGUAUUGUUCAUCUUCGGAAUUCAUGGUGACACUCUCAUUCAGUCACAGCAAAAGCUAGAAUACACCGCGCUACCAAUUAGGCCUAGUGAUUUCCUUGUUUUAUUUUUUGAGAUAUAUAUUGUACACAUACACCCAACAACCAAUAUUGUACAUACUUAGGGUGUACCACUCAAGCUUGAGAAGAAUUAAUUAUAUAUGGAAUCCGAUGGUUAUCGAUUCAUUCUAUCAUCAACUAUUCUCCAGUAGGCUUUAUUCAAUGUGAAAGUCAAUGCGAAAGUCUACGUCAUUAUUAAUUUCCCGAUGAAUUGAGCGCUCAGUAUUAUCAAGUACGGUAAAGGGUUGAUCAGUUGAAUUAGUUUAGCCCAGUGCAAAUAUAUAGAAUGAUAUAUUAUAUAGUGUUGUUAAAAAAACGUGCGAGUUUUAGUUAGGUUGUACUAUGGAAAGCUUUUGUACUGGUAAAUUGCAAAAUGUUCUUCCCUCUAAAAGAGUAUUCCUGAGACCCAGCUUCGCAGUUCCCUUAUGGUUCUGAUGUGCGUUUUUCGGCAAAGUCUUUAAAUCCAUAGUAAUAAUAAUUAAUUAAAAUUAGCGAUUUUUCAUCGUGAAAUUGAUAUGGCAAAUAGUGAUUAGCAGUGCCAUCUGAUGGAUGAAUCGAUUGACCUGACGAUCAGUUGUAUUUAUGAUAUAGUAUAUGAAAAAAUAUUGGAGUUAUAAAUAAAUAAAUAUUCAUUAUUUAUGAUUAUAGAGUAUAUCGUGAGAAUAUGUGAUUUCAGCAAUGAGCGAUAAUAAUAAAUAUGACAAUUAUGUGCAGUUAAAAAAAAAUAUCAGCUGACUGACUGGCUUCAGUUUAGCCACGUAUACGUGUACCUUAAUGUGCAUAAAUGCAUUACUGUUAACAUAUCUAUGAAAAAGACUACCUGACAUACGUGCAUAUAGGACAGGCUAUUGGUAUUUAUUAAUAAUCAAUUGUAAUUUCUGAUUAAGAUAAUGUCAUCGUUGUUAUCUUCAUCCUUAUUGUUACUUUGAGUUCGAUCAUUGUGACACUGUGACAAAAGAAUAGUAUAAUACUAUUACGAAAUAUAUUUUUCUUAAUUUUUUAGUAUUUCCAGAAACUUAUAAAUCAUCAAUUAUCUUAUUCGCUUUAAUAUAAUUGAUCAUUUAUAGUGCCGUUGAAAACUGUUGACAGUUUAUCUACGUAAAGACGAUUAUAGUUUUCAUUUGAUUUUCAAUAACUCUAUGACGAUUUUGUUUUGUUUUUUUUUUCUACGUCAAAGAGAUUUGUUCGAAUUGAUUGUUGAAUAUAUAUUCGGAAUUUAGAUCUAAGGAAAGGCGUAAUAAUUGAUUUUUUGAUAAUUGAAAGAAGCAAUAUAAGUAUGGAAGGCGUUACCAAGUAUCUAUUACAAGGGUAACAGCUAGAGCCGAAAGUAUUAAUAUAUCGCGCGCUCAUUAUGAAUGUAGAGAAGUUUCAACUGGAGACAAAGUGAAACUACUGUGAGAGAAUCAUAGGGGGAGAAGAGAUCUGCUCUCCAUAUGUUUUUAUAUGUUGUUCGCAGCCGUAAUUAUUCUAUGCACUACUUUCACCAUUGAUUAUGGAUCUCGAUCAGUGUAUAUUAUCCAUUAUACUUGGAAAUUUCAGAAUCAUUGUUUUUAGUUCAAUUAACUCUCAUUAUGUUAACAAUUAUUUCAACACACAUGGCCUGAACAGAGAUUUCGCAUUGUCUUCGGGAAGUCACUUCAUGAGAUUAAUUGUUUUUAAUCAAACGAUUUGAAAAUAAUAAUCGCGAUCAUUCGUCCUUUUAAUGGUUACGACGUGAAUCGUGAAUCGUGAAUCGUGUUUUAACGCGCGACAAUAGAGAAAAAGGUGGUGAUAAAGGGGAGAGAUUAUAAUGAAACUAUCAUAGUGCAUACAUAGUGUACUACUUGGGAGGGGAAUAGAGAUCUAUACAUAUCAAAUAUCACAAAAUUGUGAUUAAAAAGUAAUAAAACAUAUCGCGAGUGUGCUGCAGUCAAUAUUCCGGAUAAAUAUUUAAUGUAAUAUUAAAAGAGCAAUGCAAUGCCAGGGUGGGAUAUUGUUUCAUUAUUUCACUUAACCUCCCACCCUAUUUAGCAACGAGUCUAGGGGCUGCCUCCGCCGAAUAACGACAAUUAAAAAAUGAAAAUGUAUUUGAGUAAUAGCAAUGAAAGUGGAAUAUACUUUUUAAUACCCAUUGGGUGGUGGUAACGAGCUCCGACAACAAUUACCCACAAAUCAUUGAGUUUGAAAUAGAUAUGAAAAUAUAAAAAUACAAAUGAAUAGAUUAAGGGCUGAUCGAGGAGCUCGCAAUAAAGUCAUAUACUCUAAAUGUUACAAUUGAAAUACUGUAAUAUAAACAUCUAUAAGACAAAACCUAAAGUACGAUAUAUGUGUAUAUUAAUAUGUAUAAUUGAACGAGAGGAAAAUAUGUUGAUUGUCAAUGUUACGAAUAAAGGGUGUAUAAAAACACAGAUCUGACUUAUCA
Molecule: messenger RNA, 5534 nt
Organism: Diachasmimorpha longicaudata
Lineage: Eukaryota; Metazoa; Arthropoda; Insecta; Hymenoptera; Braconidae
Gene: ChT
Product: high-affinity choline transporter 1
Exons: 7
Coding region: 853-2655 (600 amino acids)
Biological process (GO): choline transport; transmembrane transport; acetylcholine biosynthetic process
Cellular component (GO): plasma membrane
Molecular function (GO): choline:sodium symporter activity
Source: RefSeq, a predicted model, not a curated record